AGGCGUUCCCUAACGCAGGUGAGAUUUAAGGGCUCCUGAGUUGUAGAAAUGGCAGGUGUAACAUUUGGUCUUCUCUUGUUCUUAGCUGGCCUAGAUUUAUCUCUCGAAGAGGGAGUAGAUCUGAAUGGUGAAUGGAUGGUAGAAGGCACGAGUGGCAUCAAGAUCCGCGGUACGGUGCCAGGAUGUGUCCACACGGAUCUUAUGGCCGCUGGAAAGAUAGGUGACCCGUAUUAUCGCUUCAACGACUUAGAUUACCGCUGGAUAGCCAAGGAAAACUGGACGUACAGUCGGGUAUUUGACGUACCUGAAGGAAUGCUGGACUUUAAUGAGUUGCUACUGCUCUGUGAGGGAUUGGACACCGUCGCGACGAUUUUUGUCAACGGGAAGUUGGUCGGCCGAUCUGACAACAUGUUUAAGAGGUACAUGUUUGACCUCAAGUCUGUACUGAAGUCAGGUUUGAACACCAUUUCCGUCAACUUCACAUCUGCUAUAACGUACGCCAUGAUGAAGAACGCAAGUCACUCCCAGUACAUGGUGCCACCAGACUGCCCCCCUGCUGUACAGAAGGGUGAAUGUCAUCCCAACUUUAUAAGGAAGGAGCAGUGUUCCUUUAGCUGGGACUGGGGACCGGCAUUCGCAACACAGGGUAUCUGGAAGAACAUCAGUGUCCAGGGUUACGACAGUUUCGUCAUCAGAGAUGUCUUAGUCACAACGAGGGAAGGAGACGGCCGCUCUGUGUCUUGGCAACUUGACGUCAACAUAAUCAUGGACGUCGCCCGAACAAAGAACAGCACCCCUCUCACUGGACUCAUCAACGCACGGCUAGACGGGUUCCAAACUACCGUCAACAAGACCGUUACGCUGUCGGCUCCGAAGGACAGCGUAACGCUGACGAUGAACAUCAGUCCAGACGUAAGGGUUGAGAGGUGGUGGCCUGUAGGGUACGGCAGACAGAUGCUGUACAACUUAACGGUGUCUGUCAUCAACAAAGAAUUCGGAGAAGGAACGAUUAGAACUGUGAGGUUUGGUUUCCGCACGGUGGAACUUGUACAGGAGGAAAUUCCAGACUCCCCCGGUCUCAGUUUCUACUUCAAAAUCAACGACCUGCCAAUAUUCAUGAAGGGCUCGAACUGGAUUCCAGCUGACGCUUUCAAAAACCGCAUCACAACCGAGUACACCAGAAACCUGCUACAGUCUGCCGUCGAUGCCAACAUGAACACCCUGCGAGUGUGGGGCGGAGGGAUAUAUGAACACGAAGACGUUUACGACAUCGCUGAUGAACUCGGAAUCAUGAUAUGGCAGGACUUCAUGUUCGCUUGUGCCAUGUACCCAACAGAUGACGACUUUCUCAACAACGUAGGUGAAGAGAUACAACAACAGGUUCUACGGAUCGGUAACCAUCCUUCUGUUAUAGCUUGGAGCGGCAACAAUGAAAACGAAGCUGCCCUUGCAACAAACUGGUACGGCACCGACAACUCAACACAACUCCAUACUCUCUUUCGCGAAGACUACGUGAAGCUGUACAUUGAUGUCAUCAAGGCACAGGUCACCUCUCUUGACCAAUCACGUCCCUUCAUCAGUUCAAGUCCGUCCAAUGGGAAAGAGACAGAGAUGGAGCAUUGGGUGGCUAAAAAUCCUUACGACAAUAACUUCGGAGAUGUGCAUUAUUACAACUAUGCGGCCGACUGCUGGGAUUGGACCACGUUUCCUAAAACAAGAUUCGCUUCUGAGUAUGGCUUCCAAUCAUGGCCAUCCUUCCAUACAUUGAAGAACGCGUCCAGGGAAGAGGACUGGACAUUGAACAGUGCCUUUAACAGUCACAGGCAGCACCAUGGAGAUGGCAAUGCUCAGAUGAUGAACCAGGCAAAGUUCCAUUUUGCUUUACCAACCGGCGGUGGUCCUUUACAACAAUACAAGGACUUUAUUUACCUGUCACAGGUCUCACAAGCCAUGUGCAUCAAAACGGAGAGUGAGUUCUACCGAAGAAGCCGAAGCGAAAUUGUGAACGGAAUGGGCCAUACUAUGGGCGCCCUGUACUGGCAACUCAACGACAUAUGGUAAGGUCCGACCUGGUCAUCAUUGGAAUAUGGAGGGAGGUGGAAAAUGCUCCACUAUUACGCUGCCAAGUUCUUUGCCCCGGUCAUGACUGUUAUCUUCGAGGACAAAGAACAGCUGAAGGUGUAUGUUGUGUCAGACUUGGCCAUCAAACAAAACCUAGUAACCUUACAGGUGCAACUCUGGACGUGGUCAAGCUUUACGCCUCUCCAAAACUGGACCGCGACCUUCGACAUGGAAGCUAGCUCCGCAAAGAUGGUUUUUAACGAGGCCACUUCCCAGCUCCUGAAGAGUGGCAAAUGUGCCGCACGAGAGAACUGUUACUUCACCAGCGCUAUAUACCUGAACAAGUCUCGGCCGUUCGGUCCAGUCAACGUGCAUUUUCUGACGCGUUUUCAGUCAGCAAAUGGACUGAAGAAGGCUAAGAUAACAGUCUCCAACGUCACAAUUCUUCCUGGUCCGUCCAAGCCAGGAGCGGGCACUACCUUGCGGCUGGAGUUGCAGACCACGGCGCCGGCACCGUUUGUUUGGCUCGAUGCCGGGGACGUGGAGGGGAGGUUCUCCGAUAACGGUUUCCUCAUGAACGCUGAGAGGCUCAGUCUUGAGUUUUACGCGCGCAGUAGCGUAACAGUUGCCGCGUUUCAGAACGAAGUGACUGUGCAGUCGCUUAUGGACAUCUACAGAAAUAGUGUGUGAGGGCUGCCAUGACGCUAGUCAUUAAUACAAUGUUGCUUUUUUAGAGACCGUCAUUAAGAUAUGUGCUCACGUUUUAUGUUUUCUGGGGUGAAAUCAUCAUUGAAAAUUUCCCCCCAUCAAGAAAUACAUAAAAAUAGUUGCGUUAAAACUUAGCUUGUCGCGCUUUACUUUAUGUUUUUAUAUGACAAUGACAACAUUUUGGCGAAAUGAUUUGCGUAGAUGACGAAAGGAACCGAGAAGUACGAGCUGUUAUCAACGCAAUGUAUGAAUCCGUGACAGUGAUGAUACAAUUUCAUUGAAAGGAAUGUUAUUCUCAUUUGUUAGCCAAUUCUUGGACUGCUGGUUGAUUGUUGUUUUCCUGUUGGUUUUACGUCAUAAAGGCAAAUGUUAGGAAUGUCCGGUAAUAUAAGUACAUGUAAGCAUAUCCACCAAUUCUC
Messenger RNA from Branchiostoma belcheri (Belcher's lancelet), 3188 nucleotides. RefSeq names its product beta-mannosidase-like. The transcript has 8 exons. Gene Ontology annotation, biological process: carbohydrate metabolic process; glycoprotein catabolic process. Gene Ontology annotation, molecular function: beta-mannosidase activity. The record is from RefSeq and is a predicted model, not a curated record. NCBI's taxonomy places the organism in Eukaryota, Metazoa, Chordata, Leptocardii, Amphioxiformes, Branchiostomatidae.